GCAGUGAGUGCACGUUAGAGAGGACUAUGCCAGAUAGCGGUGUACGAAGUCCGCGAUGGCGCAGCCGUACGAGCGCACCCGCUCGUUUCCCCCUCUUCCGACGCUUCGCUGCUUUGGUAAUGACCAGGGCGCCGUUGAGUAAAAUGUCUAAAACGUCCGUUGAAGAGGCGAGAAACUCGGGGAAUAAAUCCAGCGGAGUUGUAAUAGUUCUGGGAACCAGAGCAAACAUCGGGGUAAAAACACAAAAACAGUAGAAGGAGCGCUGCACUAAACACUGUGUCGACCGUCCGCGGUGCCAUCGAGUGUUUCUAAUGUCCAUUUACCUCAAUGAUGGCAUCUUAUUUACACUCGCAGCAGUUGGGCACGUCUGUUUACAUUGCAGUGAUCGUGGCAGCAUUCCUGGCUCUGCUAUGAUCUCAGAAGCUGGCACACAGCAGGAAACCUGGUUCCACCUCUCCAUGAUUAGGCUGUUUACACCAAAAAGCCAAGGUAUCACAAGAGAAGAACAGUAUGUAGCCAACGAUACAGCUAGGUCGAUUCCACUUGAGGUGGAAAAUCUGAAAUAAAACAAAAAACAAAACAAAACAAUGUUUGACGAACCAAUAAAGCCACAGAGGAAACAAUCAGCAUCUAAACAUGUAAACCCUCUAUCACCUCUCACUCUCAGGGGCUAGACACACACACACAGAGCAGCGCUUACUCCAAUAUGUGAGAUAAGGGAAGAUGAGUAACGGAGGGAGGGGUCAAAUAACUAACAGUUGCACGGCUACACACAACACGGUCAUUUCUUUUAGUGAUCACCCUUGAAUCAGGCAGAGAGAGAGAAAGAGAGAGAGAGAAAGAGAGAGAGGGAGGGAGGGAGACCACACUGUUACCCCGGUGCUGUGUGAAGGUGGAGUCACUGAGGAAUAAAGAGACAGAGACAUGAGGAGAGAGCAAGAAGAACAGGACUCCGGGACAAGACAUGGAUUAUCAGACCUGGACUGAGCGUCAUUCCUCCGUAUGACAUCGCUUUAAAUGAAAUCUGAAAAUGCCUUCCUGCACAUGUGAAUUCGUGCGGCUAUCCAACAGGUAGACACUUCGCUGUGAGUGUGUGUGUAUAUAUAUAUAUAUAUUUGCAUAUGUAUUUACAUAUACGUGUUUAUAUACAUGAGUUUAUAUUUUUUAUCUCACUGGAAUCAAGGAUUUUUUUUACACUUUUUAAUAUUUCCACUGGAAUAUCAGCUGACUUUGUUAAACUGACAAACUCUCUGGAAGUACAACUGGAACUGGAUACAGUGAAGGAUCCAUUUGCAAAGAGCGAAACGAGCAUCAAAAGACAACCUUCAAAUCGAAUUUAUUUCAAAGGAAACUUUGCUAGGGAGAAGGUUCGGAUCCGCUUGUCGUAUGAAGGGCAUCCUUCUCUGCCCGCUCAGCAUAUCCUCACCCCCAGAAGCAUGUCCCAGGCUCUGAGGCUGCCACAAGCCCUCCAUACAGCACACUACCAUGAUCAGAUGGGCUGCUGGAGGGAGUAAGGCUGCCUUGUCCUGCUCUAGUACCCGGUCUGGGGCUCACUCCGGCUUUGGGAGUGACCACACAGUAAAGCCUUCCUCCCUGACUUUCCCUCUCCUGGUGGCCCUUGUGGUGACUUUCUCCUUCUCACUGCCAGGCUCCGCCUGCCAUCAGCUGCACAGAGAAAGUCUGAGGAAGCUCAACCGGCAAACUCUUCAGGUUCCACUGAACAUCUCAGAGACUGAUUUUCUCUUCAGGGCCCACAGCAGUGGGGGCAAUCCUGGUCAGACUGGGGGGCCACAGGGUAGGCACGUGCGCAGCUAUAACCACCUCCAAGGGGAUGCACGCUGGAGAAAGCUGUUUUCGUUCCAGAAGUUCUUCCUGAAGAUUGAUAAGAAUGGGACGGUCAGUGGAACCAAGACCAAGGACGACCCUUUCAGUAUCCUGAAAAUCACCUCAGUGGACGUGGGAGUUGUGGCCAUCAAAGGUCUGACGAGCAACUACUAUCUGGCUAUAAGCAGGAAGGGGGAGCUGUAUGGAGUGAAGAAGUUUGGCAUCGACUGCACCCUGAAGGAGCGGAUCGAGGAGAACGGCUACAACACCUAUGCGUCGGCCGAGUGGAGGAACAAAAAGAGGCAAAUGUUUGUGGGCCUGAAUGUCCACGGGAGGCCGCUCAAGGCCAAGAAAACCCACAGGAAGAACACGGCUACCCACUUCCUUCCAAUUAUGGUAUGAGCUGGAGGACGGAACACUGGAUGGAGGGUUUUUUUUUUCGAUGUGGAAAACUGAAAAAGGAAAAAACUUCCAAUGGAAAAAUCUCUCAUUUGGAACUGAGGCACUAACACUGUUAGGAGAAUGGUCUCUGCAAAUGACUGAGGGAGGUUGGGAACUAGUGUUGGUGAGAGAUGAAGAUGGAAUCUGUGUUUUCUGUGGCACAGGAUGCAACAUUUAUUUUAUUUUUUCUGUGCCAAACAGUUUGUACCUGGACUGUGUGUGUAAUACCGACAACACAGAAGACGCCGUCCCCAGGAGUGGGCAGUCCGUUAGAUGCAGAAAGUGAUUUAUAGUCCGGUCUCCCCCAUGAGACACAGAGGAGGCCAGAUUAAAAGUUACAGCUAAAAAGACAAGAGUGAUUGUCAUUUUAUGAGCGGCAUCAUGAAAUCAUUGAGGAUACCAGGCAUUUAAAGCAAAUGUUUAAUAAUUAACCACUGUGUUCUGGCUGUAUUGUUAUGAUUUAUUUAUUUGUGAAAUAUAUAAACUGGAGGGAAACACUUACGAGCAAGCAUUCCUUUCCAUGCUUUACUUUUUAUAGAAAUUCUAUCAUGUGAAAAUAAAACUACCAUUUUCCUCUCUGCAGCCACGUUUGUUUGUGAGCAGUGCAGAGAACUCUCGCUUAAUUGUUGAGGUCACGGUUGAUGUGUGUGAAGGUAGAAAUAGAAGGAGUGAUGAUAAAUGUUGUUAGUGGUUA
This is a messenger RNA of Cynoglossus semilaevis (tongue sole), 2959 nucleotides long. RefSeq names its product fibroblast growth factor 10-like. The coding region runs from base 1486 to 2226 and encodes 246 amino acids. Lineage: Eukaryota; Metazoa; Chordata; Actinopteri; Pleuronectiformes; Cynoglossidae. The transcript has 3 exons. The record is from RefSeq and is a predicted model, not a curated record. Gene Ontology annotation, molecular function: growth factor activity.